Molecule: messenger RNA, 4790 nt
Organism: Odocoileus virginianus texanus
Lineage: Eukaryota; Metazoa; Chordata; Mammalia; Artiodactyla; Cervidae
Source: RefSeq, a predicted model, not a curated record
CCUUUGGAGUUACAUCGGCACUUUUGGUCUGGCUCAGACCUGUCACUAACUGUAUUUAUGGGAUACCUUGUGUUUCAAGAACCAAAGGAGCUGAAUUUUUAGAACCCAGUGAUACAGAAAUGUAAAGUAAUGGCUCUGGAUAGUUUCUUUGUGGAGGGUGUUCUCAGAGUAGCUGUUGCAGUUAAACACACUACUUAACUGAAGUCUGCUUCUUGGAAUAAGUCUGCCCAUGGGUUUUUUUUUUUUUCCUUUAUUUUUUAAAAGAAAGACUGACAUGUAGACAUCGUAGUGCUAAUGGAGUUUUGGAUUUGGAGUCUCUGUGAUGCUCACCAUCUAGCCCUGGCCUGAGUGAGGGAGAGGACUACUACAUUCCUGUUCAUUGUGUGUGCCUUACAGAGUUUUAGGUGGAUGCUCCCAGAAAAAGUAACUUUGAAGGUUAGCAGACUUGAAGAGCAGAUCAGAGUUCAGCUCGGAUACACUGGGCUGCCCCUGGUCUCUCUCCAUUUCAGUCUCUGGAAUGUUGAGCGCCCACGUGGGAUUCGCGGGCAGGAGCAGUGAUAGCAUUGAUCCGUGUGUGUGUGUGUGCUCUGAACCCAGCAGAGGCAGGGCUGUCGUAUGAGGUAAAGGUGUGCCAGCGCCAGGUAAUAGUUUCUGUAUGGCCACUUUUCGGGUCACAUUGAAUCUGGUGACAGUGAGGUCAAGGUUGGGGCCGCCGCGUCGAAAGGACCAGGUGGCUUUGCUCUGUUACUGACCACAAACUGCCUCAAUGCAGGUGCAGUCUCAGAGUUUUUGUGCUGUCACCCCAAGCGUCCAAAACCAGGGUGCUGACUGAGGCACCCAUGGAACCAUCACUAGGAAAUUGCUAAGCACUUGGUACGUGUCUCGGGCAUCCAGUUGUAGAAAGGAAGAUGCUUGUCUUCUUGGCACUUGUACCACAUCGACUUAAAUCUGACCGUGGUUUUCCCUCACAGAUAUCUUCCAGAAAAGAGGGAUUCAUAUUGUAUUUGAAUCUCUUAUAAAGCAGGAUUUUCCUUCUCUGGCCUAGAAGGUGUUGCUUAGGGAAAACAGGUUUGCUUAAAGCAAGGUCUAGUGCUGCCUUUAGAUGCUUCCUGGUAAGGUCAUCUGUCAGGAAAAAAAAAAAAAAAAAGAGGCAAGGGGAUUUAACACUGAUUUUAUGGAGAAAUUGCUUUGAGGAUGAACUCAGAAGUGCUGGGUGUUCUGACAGCACUCUAAAAAGCACUGCAGCAAGGAGUUCCAUGGUAGAGAUCAUGAAUACACACGCACCAGGAGAAGGGGGAACAGACCAUGUGCUCUAAUGCUGUGAAAGUGCGCCUGGAGUCUGAGAUCCAGUUUUCAGUGUGGUGAUAUAGUAUUUAAGGCCCUGUGAACAGCUGACAGUUAAAAGACGGUGAUCAGCCAUAUGACUCAAAAAGAUUUAGUGAUGGGGAAGAGACUGAGGCUGUCAAGAAAUGGGACAAGUAGAAGCAGUCAUUUUAAGUCAGCAUAUUAUUUUAAAUGAUAGAUGAUUUUAAAAUACUUAUGUCAUUAAAUUCUUACAGUGAAUAUUGUAAGUGCCCAUUUGAGCGUGUCACAUUUAGAAGUUUUGAGUGGCCACAAGUUUUUUUUUUUAAAAAAAUAAGCUUCUCACUGGCGAGAAUGCAGAACUGAUUUCAUUCUGAGGCUGGUUUUUGUUUGGAGAGAGUGGGUUACAUGGUGGAGGAGACCUGACCCUAAAGGGACCGUGGCAGUGAGAAGGCCAGAGCUGCUGCCGAGGAGGAGUGAGGUGGCUCUCCCGACCAGGGAGAGAAGAAGUGGACACCGGCCAGCUUGGGAGUCCGGGCUGACUUCCUGGAGGAAGUGACACCCAAGCCGGACAUCUAGUGGUCAGCCGGGUGGGCUUAGGAAGGGUCAGAGGAAGGCAUGCUCACUCCCAGGGCCCAGCCAAGACAGGGCGCUUGCAGGAACCUGGAAGUGUGUCCAGCAGGGCUAAGCAGUGGGGGCGGCCCAGGAAGCAAGGCAGGUGGAUAGAGGUCAGCUGGGAGGUCAGCAGGGGCCAAGUCGCGAGGCAUCGGGCGCCGCGCCUCGCUGAGAACGUUGCCGGGACUAUCAGGAGCUUCCGCAGCCACGGUGGGCUGGUCGGCUGUGUCUCCGCCACGGUGUGAACAAGGGUGGGAUCGGAGCACCCCGCUACCCUAGGAGAUGGCUGGCUGAGGAGCUGAACUGGCCCCUCUGCCUCGCGCUCAGCAUACUUCCUAUCGUCCCCUUGUUACAGGUGUGGACACUGCCAGCGGCUACAGCCAACCUGGAACGACCUGGGAGACAAGUACAACAGCAUGGAGGACGCCAAGGUGUACGUGGCCAAGGUCGACUGCACCGCCGACUCGGACCUGUGCUCCGCCCAGGGCGUGCGCGGCUACCCCACCUUGAAGUUCUUCAAACCUGGUCAAGAAGCUGUGAAGUACCAGGGUCCCCGGGAUUUCCAGGCCCUGGAAAACUGGAUGCUGCAGACGCUGAACGAGAAGCUCCCCACUCCAGAGCCCACGGAGGAACCGCCCCCCGCCCCCGCCCCCGAGCCCAAGCAGGGCCUGUAUGAGCUCUCGGCCGGCAACUUCGAGCUGCAUGUGGCGCAAGGAGACCACUUCAUCAAGUUCUUCGCCCCAUGGUGUGGUCACUGCAAAGCUCUGGCUCCGACCUGGGAGCAGCUGGCUCUGGGCCUUGAACAUUCCGAAACUGUCAAGAUUGGCAAGGUGGACUGCACGCAGCAUUACGAACUCUGCUCAGGAAACCAAGUCCGAGGUUAUCCUACGCUCCUCUGGUUCCGAGAUGGCAAAAAGGUGGACCAGUACAAGGGCAAGCGGGACCUGGACUCACUGAGGGAGUACGUGGAGUCACAGCUGCAGGGCGUGGGGCGGGCCGCCCCGGAGCCCGCCCAGCCCUCGGAGGCCCCGGCACCGGCCGCCGAGCCCGCGGCCGACCAGGGCACCGUGUUGGCACUGACGGAGAGGAACUUCGAUGACGCCGUCGCAGAAGGCAUAACCUUCAUCAAGUUUUAUGCUCCAUGGUGCGGGCACUGCAAGGACCUGGCCCCGACCUGGGAGGAGCUCUCCAAGAAGGAGUUCCCUGGCUUGGCGGAGGUCACCAUCGCCGAGGUGGACUGCACUGCUGAACGCAGCCUCUGCGGCAAGUACUCGGUACGAGGCUAUCCCACAUUGCUGCUCUUCCGAGGAGGAGAAAAGGUGAGCGAGCACAGCGGGGGCCGCGACCUGGAUUCCUUGCACCGCUUCGUCCUGCGUCAGGCGAAGGAUGAGCUGUGAGCCCGGCUGGAUGCCACCUCCCGCCUGGCCCUGGGCACGACGGGGCGCCGUCCCGGCUUCCCUGCAGCAGUGACUCAGAGAUCCGAAUGUACUAAACUCGUGCUAUCUUCUCUGUGUGUGUUUUUAAGCCAACACACCCUACAGAUUCUUAAGUUUCUCUAAGUAAAUGUGUAACUCACGAUCCCUUUGCAAACUAAAUAUUUUCGGUGGCGACCUACCAUCCGUUCCCUGCUUUAAUCUGCUCUUGGUGAAAUCAAAAUGGUUUCCUUUGAGACUAAAAUAGAGUCAAGGAAAACCCAAUUGCCAGACUACUCUUGGCUCCUGAUUCUGGUGACAGCGUCAUCCAAAGCAUGGUUUUCAAAGGGCCCAGGAGUCCUUGCCUUGUGGCCCUGUUGAGUUGCUUUGAUCACAUGACUUGUUCCUAAGGUGGCUGGUCCAUAGCUUGGAGCGGAUUUAACACACAAACCCCCGAUGCCUGUGGAAGAGCCACUUUUCCAGCCCGUCCUGGACCUGUCUCUGCGGGUGCCUCUCACGGAGGGUGGUGAGCCGCCGUGAAAGCCGUGGUACCCCUGACAUGUGCCUGAGUAAGAUAGUGCCGCUGCCAUAGCCUCGUGUGGGUGUUGACACUUGACCGAUUGCUUAUUACUGUUCAAGGAAUACUUGUCUCCUGAAAGAUUUCAUUAGGGGAUGUGAAGCCAGAGUCCCUAUGAAUGUCAGGAGUCACGGUCUCUUGUUGAAACUGUAUGUAGGAAGUUCCACACAGCUCGUCGUGACCCUUCUAAGAACUCCUAGGAAGGUUCUGAUUGUCUCUGCCCCCCAGGAGGGGGCAGGAGGGCUGCACGAACUCUCCCAGGUCAGGUAUCAGGGACCGGGGACACCCCGCGGCUCCACAGCGGAGCCCAGACCGGAAACAGCAGCAGGUGGCGGUCUGCCUUCCGGGAGGCCGCCCGCCCGUCUACUGUAGGCAGAGGGGAUCGACUUGCCCUCCAGACCAAGGCAGGCGGGGCUGCAGUCGGCCACGUCCCUGGCGUCCUGAGUCACGCCAUCCUGGGUAUGAAGCCUUUUUAUCAUCGCCCUUGGAAAUCAGCCGGCCGUAGGCCUAGGCUCCUUUAAGGUUAGUCGUCCUGCUAACACCCUUUGCCCCAGCGCCCUUGCUCAGGCGACAUGGCCGCUUAGCACAGAGUGCCUGAUGGUAAGAACCUGGGAAACGAGACCCCGUCUGCUGUCUGCAGCAGACGGUAACAGCAGGGUCCCGGCCAGCCUCUGCCUUAAAGGAAAUCUUUAUUAAUCAUGUAUGGUUCACAGAUGUUCUUUUUAAAAAAAAACAAAACCCCAACUUUCUAGAGAAGCACAAUCCUCAUGAGUGGCUUCAGCUUUGCAUUAUGAGUCUUGUUUUAAAAGAAAACCAGAAAAUCAAAGUGGUACAAUUUGUUUACACUAUGAUACUUUCUAAAUAAACUUAAAAAAAAAAAAAAA